AUGUGUACACUAGAUAUGUGUAUUUUUAUUUUCAAUAUUGUUCAAUGUCUCCCUUUGGAUGAGAGUUUGUUCAAAUUCAUGUACGUUUCUUUUUUCUUACCGCGCUCGCCUUUUUUUUUUAUCACGCUCCCCCUUUUUUUUUACCGCGCUCACCUUUUUUUUUUCCAUGUCAAAAAUUGUCACCGUUCCUUACAGUGUGUGCAAAUUGUACAUGGAUCUAACAAGACUAUAUUUGCCAUUACAACUAGCAUUGGGCCGUAUAGUCUCUCCAGCUAUACCAAUAAUAGGACCAUGUCUGUUGUUACAAGAUCUCUCACCUUUGCCUACCCAAACUCCACACAGGGCUUGCAUAACAUCGACCUUACACUCCCUCUUGGGGGGAAGAUUCUCCUUGUGGGACCUAAUGGAGCAGGUAAGUCCACCUUGUUGAAGAUCUUAGCAGGCAAGAAACUCAUUUCCAGUGGUGAGAUUGAGCUCUUUGGCAUUGACCCUUUCAACCUACGUGAGAACUGGAAAUUGAAUGAGAAGAAUAUCGUCUACUUGGGGACAGAAUGGGCCAACAAUGAGAUUGUCAAACGUGACAUUGGUGUCCAUGAAUUGGUUGAGUCCGUUGGUGGGUCCCAUUUCCCGGAACGUAGGGCCCUUCUCAUUGACAUACUUGAGAUCGACGUCAAUUGGAGAAUGAACAAAUGUUCCGACGGCGAGCGUCGUCGUGUACAGUUGGCAAUGGGUCUACUUAAACCAUUUGAUUUGCUGUUAUUAGACGAAGUUACUAUUGAUUUGGACGUUCUAGUGAGACAGAAACUUCUUAAUUUCCUCUACGAUGAAACAACCACUCGUAAUGCCUCCAUCAUUUAUGCAACCCAUAUCUUUGAUGGAUUGGGAACUUGGCCAGAUACAGUCAUUCAUCUCAACCGGGGGGAAAUCGCAGAGUCUCACAAUCGUAAUAACAUCUCCUUCACCAAUACUCCAGGUGUAGCACAAAACGGCCUUCAGUUACUCAUUGGGAGAGUAUCGUCCUUGUAUCCGCUCGCGUUAUCCUGGCUCCAGAAGGACCGUGAGUAA
Molecule: messenger RNA, 1065 nt
Organism: Pichia kudriavzevii
Lineage: Eukaryota; Fungi; Ascomycota; Pichiomycetes; Pichiales; Pichiaceae
Exons: 1
Coding region: 1-1065 (354 amino acids)
Molecular function (GO): ATP binding; ATP hydrolysis activity
Source: RefSeq, a predicted model, not a curated record